AUGGCUUUAAUGCCGCAUAUGCGGGACGCUAAGUCUGAUGAUGAAAGCGAUGAGGCGAAUGACUGGCUUCCAGAGAUUAUAGUCGAAGAAAGCCACUUCCCAGCUUCGCUAUUUGGCUAUCAGUUUGCACUUGACAUAGCGCAGGACGCGAACUUCCAGCAAUUGCUGAGGAAUUUGAACAGUUUGGAAAUAUACUGUGACGCUCCACAUGAAAGCUUCUACGAACCUACGUCAAGCUGUUGUAUAGAUGUCUCUAUUGAAGAAGCGUUCAGCUCUCCUCAGAAGAUCUCCACCAGGCGCCCACUUGAGACAUCCAACAAUCGCCAAAUAACUUUGAGAACUCUGAAGAGAAUGUGGUGCCGGCUCGUUGCUCAUUAUUUUGAAUGGGUUGCUGGAGUGCCGGAGUUGCGGUUGAUGGAUGCGCAACAGAGAAUAAAGCUGGUAACUCGUCAGCUUUGCAAAAUUAUCUGCUUGGUCGUGUCUUUCUGGACAUAUCAAAGAGGAGAUGAAGGGAUAUUUUUUGGAAGUGGUCUCAGCUUCUAUCCGAAAGAGGAACACGAUCAUGUACUGUCUAAUUACCUCACUGCUCUUGCCAAUGUUAUACAAUCGCACGUCGUCACAACAUUUCAACAGAUAGGCGUUACAAGAGAAGAGUACCUGCUUUUAAAGCUAGUCGCACUUUUUGAGCAUGCAUUGACCAUUGCAGCAUUGCAUGUCCGUUUUCCACUAGCUGAUGGGUUGAUAGUCGAAAACGCAUUGACGAAGUAUCGCACAGCAAUGGUAAAUCACAUCAAAUAUAGUAAUCCACAACUUGAUCAUGAAGCCGUAAUGACCCGCAUUUCGACAUUGUUUGGAGUGGUGCCUUACUUAGAGUUACUCAGUGAACUUGACAACAUGCAUUUGACGAACUUGAUAAUGCGAAACAAUGGAGACAUGCAAGGACGACUUACAAAUGAAAUCCAUGUGAACUCAUUAAGAAUUGACUGAGAUUACCUGUAAUUUGUUGAUCUCCGAUGCUGUGAAAAUCACAGUCUUCCAGUAUCCUACAGCGUUUUAUCAUAAUUAUCCUUCUGGUUCAAUUUUUUUGAAUUACAAGAUACUUCAAAAAUUUCUGGCACUACCAGCGGCCAUGUAAUGCGCAUCAAAAGCGCAGGUUUGAGAGCGUUCACUAACGACAUCUUAUUUUUGAUUACUUAGUGGUCACUAGAUUUGCCUUAAUUGGGUUCGUCCAUUCAUAGUUUACUGUGC
This is a messenger RNA of Cylicocyclus nassatus, 1248 nucleotides long. The record is from the annotation of a GenBank genome assembly. Lineage: Eukaryota; Metazoa; Nematoda; Chromadorea; Rhabditida; Strongylidae.